GAGAGAGAGAGAGAGAGAGAGAGAGAAUGGCAGGAGGACUGUUAGCAGUUGGUGACGGAAAUGUCAGUGGCUUUGGAGGGAGGUUAACGGCGUCGGUGGUGAUCACCUGCAUCGUUGCUGCUUCUGGUGGCUUAAUCUUUGGCUACGACAUCGGGAUUUCAGGGGGAGUGACGACGAUGGAACCUUUCCUCCAAAAAUUCUUCCCAUCGGUACUGAGGAAGAUGUUAGCCGCUGAGAAAAACGUUUACUGUAUCUUCAACAGUCAAGCUCUCACAUCAUUCACCUCUUCAUUAUACAUAGCUGGGAUGGCUGCAUCCUUUGUGGCUAGUCGCCUCACAAGAGCUUUGGGUCGCAGAGCCACCAUGGUUCUAGGUGGUUUCACCUUCUUCAUUGGAGCGGUCAUCAAUGGUGCUGCUGUUAAUAUUGAAAUGCUCAUACUGGGCCGCAUUUUGCUUGGAUUUGGUGUUGGUUUCACUAACCAGGCAACUCCCGUGUAUUUAUCGGAGAUGGCGCCACCCAAAUGGCGCGGCGCGUUCAACACCGGUUUCCAGUUCUUCCUUGGCACAGGUGUAGUCAUAGCUAAUGCGUUGAACUACGGCUCAUCUCGGCUCAAGUGGGGCUGGCGCCUCUCGCUCGGCCUGGCAGCCUUACCUGCAAUGGUCAUGACAAUUGGUGCCCUACUCAUCUCUGAUACUCCGAGUAGUCUUGUGGAACGUGGCAAGUUGGAAAAGGCUGAGCAAUCGCUACGCCGAGCUCGAGGAGUCGACUCAAAUGUGGAAGCCGAGCUAAACGCUCUCAUCAAGACCACCGAAGCCAUGAAAGCCGCAAGCCAAGAGCCGUUCAAGACCAUAUUUGAGAGGCAAUACAGGCCCCACUUCGUGAUGUCCGUGGCGAUACCUUUAUUUACACAGCUCACGGGGAUUAAUGUGAUAGCGUUUUACGCGCCGGUCCUCUUCCAAUCAGUCGGCUUCGGCAGCAGCGCGGCUCUCAUGGCGGCUCUAAUAUUGGGCGUGGUCAACCUCGGCUCCAUUCUCGUGUCGACUGGUUUAGUGGACCGGUAUGGUCGGAGAGUUCUGUUCUUGCAGGGUGGGAUCCAGAUGAUCCUUGGCCAGGUGGCUGUGGCUUCUGUUCUAGGGAGUCAGAUAGGAGUCUCUGGGAGUGAAACUAUGUCUAAGAACUAUGCCAUUUUGGUACUAGUGUUGAUGUGUGUAUAUGCAGCUGGAUUUGGGUGGUCAUGGGGUCCUUUGAGCUGGCUGGUACCAAGUGAGAUAUUCCCAUUGAAAAUCCGGCCUACCGGCCAGAGUAUAAGUGUUGCCGUGAACUUAGCCGGAACCUUUGUGCUUGCACAAACCUUCUUGAGCAUGCUUUGCCACUUCAAGUUUGGGAUUUUCUUGUUCUAUGCUGGAUGGAUUGCGAUAAUGACCCUCUUUGUUGCUCUUUUCCUUCCUGAAACUAAAGGAGUCCCCCUUGAAUUGAUGCACACGGUAUGGGAGAAUCACUGGUAUUGGAGAAGGUUUGUUAAACAAGAAUCGCCAACGACGACGACAUUGCCGAAACAGAUGGAUUAAUUUUUGUAAACCACAUACAUUCAGCGAUGGCAGCUCCAUCAUCACAGUCUAUUUAAGAAAAAUUAGUUCAAGUUAGGGAAAGAAGUAUCGUUUGUACUUUAAAAUGUUUUUGAAUCUAUGUAUAUUUUUCUCUACCCCCUAAAUGGAAAUGGUGCAUUUUGUACAAGUCUUUAAUUUCGAUAAAUGGUUACCAUAAUGUCUAAAUCUUA
Macadamia integrifolia is the source of this 1777-nucleotide messenger RNA. Its product is annotated as sugar transport protein 5-like. Gene Ontology annotation, cellular component: membrane. Gene Ontology annotation, biological process: monosaccharide transmembrane transport. The record is from RefSeq and is a predicted model, not a curated record. NCBI's taxonomy places the organism in Eukaryota, Viridiplantae, Streptophyta, Magnoliopsida, Proteales, Proteaceae. Gene Ontology annotation, molecular function: monosaccharide transmembrane transporter activity. The coding region runs from base 27 to 1568 and encodes 513 amino acids. The transcript has 4 exons.